AUGCCCAGCGCUGACAGGCAGGACCGCUGCCCUCAGCUUCCCGGCAGGGGGGAGUGUAGAAUUGGGCUGCGGGCGCAGCUGCUGAGGGAGAAUAAUCCUCGGGUUUCGGGGGGCGGCAGCACCCGGCAGAGGCGGCGGCGCCGCGUCCAGCCCCGCCAGGUGCGUUCCCGCUGCGGGGAGGAUCACGCGUGUUGGCGAGCGUUGCUCCGUGAGACGCGCGUCUCGUUUUCCCGAAGGAGCGGUCCUGCUGCAGCAGCGCUCAGACGAGUGAAAAUGGUCCCGGUGCCUGGAAAUUCCCUCCCCCGGGCGCCCGCGGGGGCUCCGGGCGGGCAGAGCCACGGAAUGAAAGUUGCGGAGCCUUUGCGACAGCUGGAGUUGGUCGAAACGCUGCAGCUUCGUUCCGGUUUCUGGCUCAGGCGUGGGCAGGGUGGGUGUGUGUCCUGGGGGGUCGGGGCUGUUUUUAAAAAUAGCAAAUGGAAAUCGGAAGGGAAUUGCUCGAAAUAUAACGUGAACUUAGCGCAGCAAUUUAACGUACACGUUGCUACCCAGAGUGGGUCUACCCACAUUGCUCGAGCCAGCUUCCAGGUUGAUGCUUUUGGAUCAUCUUUCAUUCUAGAUGUGACGCUAAACCAUGACCUGCUGUCUUCUGAAUAUCUUGAAAGGCAUAUCGAGCAAGAUGGGAAGACAGUGGAAGUUAAAGGAGGAGAACAUUGCUAUUAUCAGGGAGAAAUUCGAGGAAAUCCUGUAUCGUUUGUUGCCUUGUCAACAUGCCAUGGAUUACAUGGGAUGUUCUAUGAUGGAAAUCAUACUUACCUGAUUGAGCCAGAUGAAAACUACACUUCAGAUGAUGACUUCCAUUUCCACUCUGUUUACAAAUCCAAGUUGUUUGAGUUUCCUUCGGAUGACCUGUCACCUGAGUUCUGGCAAAUGAAUACUACGUCAUCAAAGUUUGUUGUAAAGCCAAGACACAAAAGACGUAAAAGGCAGGUUCGUCAGAUUCCACAUAGUGUUGAAGAGGAAACAAAGUACAUUGAAUUGAUGAUUGUAAAUGAUCAUCUAAUGUGUAAAAAGCACCGCUUGUCAGUCGGUCAUACAAACAGUUAUGCUAAAUCUGUUGUGAACAUGGCAGAUCUGAUAUAUAAAGAACAACUUAACACCAGGAUAGUAUUGGUUGCCAUGGAAACCUGGGCUACUGAUAACAAGUUUGCCAUAUCUGAAAACCCCUUGGUGACCCUACGUGAGUUUAUGAAAUAUAGGAGGGAUUUUAUCAGAGAGAAAAGUGACGCAGUUCACCUUUUUUCGGGGAGUCGAUUUCAGAGCAGUCGGAGUGGUGUAGCCCACACUGGUGGAAUCUGCUCCCUGCUUAAAGGCGGAGGUGUGAAUGAGUUUGGAAAGCCAGACUUAAUGGCAGUUACUCUGGCACAGACCUUGGCCCAAAACAUUGGUAUUUUCUCAGACAGAAGAAAACUUGUAAGUGGUGAGUGUAAGUGUGAGGACACGUGGUCUGGAUGCAUAAUGGGAGACACAGGGUAUUACCUUCCAAGCAAGUUCUCCAAAUGUGAUAUUGAAGAGUAUCAUGAAUUUUUAAACAAUGGAGGGGGAGCCUGCCUUUUCAAUAAACCAACCAAACUUUUGGAUCCUCCAGAAUGUGGCAAUGGCUUUGUGGAAGAUGGAGAAGAGUGUGACUGUGGGACAAUAGCGGAGUGUGCCAGCGAAGGCGGGGAGUGCUGCAGUACGUGCACCCUGACGGCAGGUUCCCAGUGCAGCAACGGGCUUUGCUGUCGGAAGUGCCGGUUUGAACCUAAAGGAGUUUUGUGCCGAGAAGCAGUCAAUGAUUGUGAUAUUGCAGAGAACUGCACAGGAAAUUCCAGUCAGUGUUCUCCCAAUAUUCAUAAAAUGGAUGGAUAUUCAUGUGAUAACAAACAGGGUCUUUGUUUUGGAGGAAGAUGUAAAACCAGGGACCGGCAGUGUAAAUAUAUCUGGGGUGAAAAAGUGACAGCUGCUGACAAGUACUGCUAUGAGAAGCUGAAUAUUGAAGGAACUGAGAAAGGAAACUGUGGAAGAGACAAGGACUCUUGGAUACAGUGCAAUAAACAGGAUGUACUUUGUGGAUACCUUCUGUGCUCAAAUAUAUCCAGUGUACCCAGACUUGGAGAACUUGAUGGUGAAAUCACAUCGUCAAUCUUGCAGUUUGGAAAAGUCUACAAUUGCAGCGGCGGCCACGUGAAGCUGGAUGAGGAGACUGACCUGGGCUAUGUGGAGAAUGGGACGCCGUGUGGACCAAACAUGGUGUGCCUUGAUCAUCGCUGCCUCCCCACCGAGGCCUUCAACUUCAGCACCUGCCCAGGCACCACAGACAGCCAGAUUUGUUCAGGACACGGUGUUUGUAGCAAUGAAAUAAAGUGUGUUUGUGACCGAUUCUGGGGAGGAGAUGACUGCAGUUCUCGCAUCAAAGAUGUUAACUCUUUUGAUAAAGAUGGCAUGAAUAAAGGUGUUGUUAGCACAAAUAUAAUAAUAGGGGCUAUUGCUGGCACCAUUUUAGUGUUGACUCUCGUUUUAGGAAUAACUGGUUGGGGUUACAAAAACUACAGAAGACAGAGACAAAUACCCCAGGGAGAUUAUGUAAAAAAGCCUGGAGAGGCCGACUCUUUUUAUAGCGACAUGCCUCCUGGAGUCAGCACAAACUCUGCGUCUAGUUCUAAGAAGAGGUCAAAUGGAUUAUCUCAUUCCUGGAGUGAAAGGAUCCCAGACACAAAACAUAUUUCAGACAUUUGUGAAAAUGGGAGGCCUAGAAGUAAUUCUUGGCAAGGUAAUAUAGGAGGAAACAGAAAGAAAAUCAGAGGCAAAAGAUUUAGGCCACGGUCUAAUUCAACUGAGACACUGUCUCCUGCAAAGUCUCCAUCUUCAUCCACCGGAUCUAUUGCUUCCAGCAGAAAAUACCCUUACCCAUUGCCACCGCUUCCUGACGAGGAGAAAAAAGCCAACAGGCAAAGUGCCAGGCUAUGGGAGACGUCCAUUUAGCUGCACAGUUUUCCUGGGGUGGCACCAGAACUGUUCACUUCGGAUUUUAUAGAAACUCAGUAUCACUGAGUCAUCGCACAUUCAUCUGCUCUUCAAACAAUUCAAGAGAUCAACAGAGGUGCCCGUCAUCACAGUGAGAAGCUCCUCUCAUCUGGAAGGGAAAAAAAGCAGUCUUUUUUUUUCUUUCUUUUUUGUCCACUAGUAUUUUAUGGAUUUUAUGAACAACCAAAAUUGUAACAAAUGAACAGUGGAUAAUUAGCCCGGACAUGACAAGGCUAUUCCGCAUGAUGACAGAUACACUUUCCUAGAGUCCCAGCUGCAGUCCCUUUGCCAGUUCUGUGUAAGAGAGGUUUUUCUCUGCUUUGAUUCAGUCCCAAGUCAGACUAGAGUGGAACUGGGAACGCGCCUCCUGGAGAGCCCAGCCGAUGUAAACUUGUACACUGUAUGCAUGAACCUUGUGUUCUUUACUUUUCACAUGUAAGGGAUAAACAACAUACCAUAGUAGGAAUUAGCAUGCAGGAGUAAGAAAUACAGGCUUUUUUUGUGACAGGAUUUCAAUGUUUGGAAGGCAACUAUUUGACACAAACGUCAAACAAACAAGAAUUAUAUCUUUUUUUUUAACCUUAUGUGUUUAUAAUCUCAGUAUACAGGUUGUAUAUAUGUAAACAUUUGAUAAUGUCAAAAAUAGCUGUUAUACGUAAGUGUAUUUUGCCAAAUGCCUAAAAAACAGUCAUGACUAACAUCAUCACAAUUCAAAUUUUCUAAUAUUAUGAGCAGACAUCUUUGGAAAUAC
This is a messenger RNA of Chaetura pelagica (chimney swift), 3814 nucleotides long. It is a transcript of the gene ADAM22, whose product is annotated as ADAM metallopeptidase domain 22. Gene Ontology annotation, molecular function: metalloendopeptidase activity. Gene Ontology annotation, biological process: proteolysis. NCBI's taxonomy places the organism in Eukaryota, Metazoa, Chordata, Aves, Apodiformes, Apodidae. The transcript is spliced from 31 exons. Bases 1 to 3021 code for a protein of 1006 amino acids. The record is from RefSeq and is a predicted model, not a curated record. Gene Ontology annotation, cellular component: postsynaptic density membrane.